Molecule: messenger RNA, 2487 nt
Organism: Exophiala aquamarina CBS 119918
Lineage: Eukaryota; Fungi; Ascomycota; Eurotiomycetes; Chaetothyriales; Herpotrichiellaceae
Exons: 4
Coding region: 1-2487 (828 amino acids)
Molecular function (GO): protein binding
Source: RefSeq, a predicted model, not a curated record
AUGGCGUGGCAGACCGGGGCCGGCGGCAGUGGUGUUGGAGGGAUGCCCGCAGGAGAUCAGAAUGGCGUCCAAGCAUACACUCUUCAAGGUGUCAUGCGAUUCCUGCAGACGGAAUGGCACCGACAUGAACGAGAUCGAAACGCGUGGGAAAUCGAGCGCGAGGAGAUGAAGAAUAGAAUAGCUAGCUUAGAGGGCGAAACCAGGACGAGCAAAGGGCUCCGAACUUCGCUCGAACGCCACGUCAAACUACUCGAGCUCGCACUCAAGAAAGAGCGGGAAAAGGUCAAGAAGCUGACCAAGGGUGACUUCGACGACGUCCGUAAAGACCCCAAGGAACUCGCCAAGGAAGAAUUGAGUGCCCUCGGGAAAGAAUCUUUUCCCAAAGCGAUCAGUCAUUUUGACACCGAAGUCGAUCCCGAGAACCACCUCGCACAAGGCAUCCGCCAGGAGAAAGAACGGGACAAGUCAAAAGGCUAUCUCAGCAAGUGCGCUUCGGAAAUUACGUAUCACAUCCUCCCGACUUCUCAUGUCCCACCUGAUGUCAACGACACAGCUCCCAUCAACAAUUCGAAUCACAUUUAUUCAGAGCAACAACCGACGCAGCAAGAACUUCAAGAGGCCUAUGUCCAGUUGCAACAACUUAAAGAACAACACCACCGAGAUGUAGCCAUGGUUCGUGAAAAUGCUGCUCAACCGCAAAAUCCUUUCGCAGAACCUGCACCUCUCGCUAGGUCUAACACACAAAUCAACCACGAGGAGCUGCAACGAAACACGGGGGAGAGGAAGGUAUCAGACCAAAUGAUUCAAUCCCUGCCCGUGGUGGAUCCUCGAAAGAAUUUCUUCAACGAACAAAUGCCCGUGACCGAGGAACGCAUAGAGUCCAUUAGUCACACUUUCGACUCCUUCGGCCGCGAAGUCCCUGCCAAAGAUCAAACCGACGCAGCACCGAUCGAGGUUCCGAAAGAGGUCAGUGACGGAUGGGAUUUCGACGACGGCCCUGCACCACACGAGAAACCGCUCGAUCCGCCCACUCAACAUCGACCUGACGUCGAAGUCUUCCCCAGCGCCAACCUAAUACCCUCGAAAUCCCCUCCUCGAGCCCCGGGAUCUUAUCGACGCAAGAGUUCUGGCGCAAGGCGACGGAGUGAGGGAAACAAUGAUGCCCGCGAACUGGCCGCGUCCAAACCGGCCACGUCCCAGUUCAAAGUGCGAUUUGCCAUGAGAGGCCACCUGGACGUUGUUCGAUCCGUGAUUUUCACUGGAGGUGGAAGUCCGGCAGAGCCAGAAUUUUGCACAGCCAGCGACGACGGUGGUGUCAAGAGAUGGCAUAUUCCAGCGACGUAUACUCACGGUGUCGCUUUGGGCGAUGAUCUAGACCGGACUGCCCAUUUCACGCAUCGCGGUCAUGUAGGUGCGGUGUGCUCGCUGGCGGCAUGUCCAGCGUCGACAAACUUCUCCAAUGGAGGCCGAGCGGCAGGGGACGGAUGGAUCUUUUCUGGCGGUGAAGACGCAGCGGUCAAGGUCUGGGAACGAGGCCGGGUCGACGCCAAGGCCACUCUGGAAGGGCACAAGGAUGCCGUCUGGGCAUUGUGUUGUCUUCCGAGCUUGACCGGCACUCUCCUGGGAGAACGCUGCUCACAGUAUGGUGGCCCAGACCGAGUUCUGCUCGUCAGUGGAGCUGCCGACGGUACCAUCUUGAUAUGGGCUGUGAGUACGCCACCCCAGUUGAGUUCUCCUCAUGCCGGCAACCGAUCAACCCGGGGGAAUCGACGUGCAAACUCCGUCUCGGCUGGAUCGAAUUUUCCCAGUUCGCCUCAACCCAGUGUCGCGAGCACCAUUCCUUUCAACUACAGUUUAGUACACCGCAUCGAACGGGCGGACAAGCCAGCUCCCACAUCUAUCUCUCCGCUGGGUCUCCAUGGAGAAAGUUUUGUCGUUGCUUAUGCCGACGCUAGUGUCCUGGUCUUUGAUACCCGGACGGGAGAGGAGGUGGUCGGGAUGGCGAGCCAGGAGACCUACGAUGGAACUCCCAAUACAGGGAUCAAUGCUGUCGCGGCCACUAGCACUGGCUUUGACACGAGAGAUUCGGUGACAACCGGUCGUCGUGGUUCGAUGGGCGAGGACGAUGUGGUGCAUGGUGCCACCGGUUCCGAGGGCGGUGUCGAAGGAGUCGUCAUUGCUGGAUAUGAAGACCGUUUUAUUCGGUUUUUUGACGCUAAUAGUGGGCAAUGCACGUAUACCAUGCUCGCGCAUCCGUCCGCAAUAUCUUCUCUGUCCCUCAGUCCGGAUGGAAAAGAACUCGUCUCCGGUGGGCACGACGCCAGUUUGCGUUUUUGGUCUCUCGAGAAGAGGAGCUGCACACAAGAAAUAUCCAGUCACCGGAUAAUGAGAGGCGAGGGUGUAUGUAGUGUGGUUUGGAGUCCGGAUGGGAGAUGGGUCAUCAGUUGUGGAGGCGAUGGAGCCGUCAAGGUAUUUUCAAGAACCUAA